Molecule: messenger RNA, 2518 nt
Organism: Hyaloscypha bicolor E
Lineage: Eukaryota; Fungi; Ascomycota; Leotiomycetes; Helotiales; Hyaloscyphaceae
Product: glycyl-tRNA synthetase
Exons: 3
Coding region: 89-2218 (709 amino acids)
Biological process (GO): mitochondrial glycyl-tRNA aminoacylation
Cellular component (GO): mitochondrion; cytoplasm
Molecular function (GO): ATP binding; glycine-tRNA ligase activity
Source: RefSeq, a predicted model, not a curated record
GGAAUUUCGAAACAGGGAACAACUUCUAACUCGAGAUAACUGUUUUCGAUUGACUGACUCAGACCUCAAUUGGAUGAGUCUCAAGUGAAUGCGCCCCUUCUGCAGAUUCGCACGAACUGCUGGCCACCUGCAAAACACUUUCCCACGAUACAAAGCAAGAAGCUUCACAGCUACCACACAAGUCAACAAAUAUCAACCUCCGAAAUUCCAGAAGCAAAAAGACCCGAUCAUGGCUACAACUACUCUGAAGGGUCAGCCCUUCGACCGCCCGGUCCUCGACUCCAUGCUGCGACGGCGCAUGUUCUAUACUCCCUCCUUCGAAGUUUAUGGUGGUGUUGCUGGCCUUUACGACUACGGUCCUCCGGGUUGUGCUCUGCAAACCAACGUCGUUGAUUUAUUCCGCAAACACUUUGUCUUGGAGGAGGAUAUGCUGGAGGUAGAUUGUACGGCUCUCACUCCUGCUGAGGUUCUCAAGACAAGUGGGCACGUGGACAAAUUCGCGGAUUGGAUGUGCAAGGACCCAAAGAAUGGCGAUAUCAUGAGAGCAGAUCACUUUGUUGAGGAGAUCUUGGAGUCGCGGCUGAAGGGCGAUAAGGAGGCGAGAGGUGUGAAGGUUGAAGAGAAGGAGGACGAUCCCAAAAAGAAAAAGAAGAAGGUCAAGGCUACGGAAGCUGUCAAGCUUGACGAUGCCGUUGUUCAGGAGUAUGAAGAGAUCUUGGCGAGGAUUGAUAACUACAAUGGCGAGGAAUUGGGUCAGUUGAUCAAGAAGUAUGAGAUGAAGAACCCAGCUACUGGUGUUGAGCCUUUGCCUCCUGUGGAAUUCAACCUCAUGUUCAACACACCUAUCGGCCCAAGCGGCAACCUGGCAGGCUACUUGCGACCAGAGACCGCACAAGGCCAAUUCCUCAACUUUGCCAAGCUCCUGGACUUCAAUCAACAACAGAUGCCAUUCGCGUCUGCUUGUAUUGGCAAGUCCUACAGAAACGAAAUCUCUCCCCGAUCUGGCCUUCUCCGAGUCCGAGAAUUCUUGAUGGCUGAGAUUGAGCAUUAUGUUGACCCUCAUGGCGGCAAGAAGCACCACCGCUUCGAGGAGGUCAAGGAUGUUGAGCUUGUGCUCCUCAACCGCCAUACUCAAUUGGCUGGUCAGACCCACGUCAAGAAGGUAGCUAUUGGCAAGGCGGUUGCAGAUGGUACCGUGGAUAACGAGACCUUGGGCUACUUCUUGGCACGUAUCCAUCUCUUCUUGGAGAAGAUUGGUAUCGAUCAAACAAAGCUUCGAUUCAGGCAACACAUGGCUAAUGAGAUGGCUCACUAUGCUGCUGACUGCUGGGAUGCUGAGCUCCAAACCAGCUACGGCUGGAUUGAGUGCGUUGGCUGUGCAGACAGGAGUGCUUACGAUCUCACAGUCCAUGCUAAGAAGACCGGUGCCCCAUUGGUGGUGCGUGAGAGGUUGGCAGAACCCAUCACCGUCGAAGAAUGGCAGAUCGACCUCGACAAGAAGAAGUUCGGUCCUCACUUCAAGAAGGAUGGCAAGACUGUCGAGGCUGCUGUCGAGGCUCUUCCACAAGAAAAGCGGGAAGCAUUGGCUCAAGAUCUCAAGCUCGAGGGCAAGAUUACCAUUGAUGUUGAGGGCGUCGGUAAUGGCAAGGUCGAGAUUAGCAAGGAUCUUAUUGUCAUCGAGCGCCGGAAGCGCGUUGAGAACACGAGAGAAUUCACACCAAAUGUUAUCGAGCCCUCGUUCGGUAUUGGCAGGAUUAUCUAUUGCUUGAUGGAGCAUACCUACUGGACCCGUGGCAGUGAUGGUGGUGAUGAAGCACGUGGUGUUCUCUCAUUCCCACCAAUAGUAGCACCUAGCAAGGUCCUGCUUGUGCCCCUCUCCACUCACGAAAGCUUCAAGCCUCUUCUACGGCACAUGUCGCUCAAGCUCCGCUCUUUGGGCGUCUCCAGCCGAGUAGAUGACUCUUCAGCAUCAAUUGGCAAGCGGUACAGCCGAAAUGAUGAGUUGGGUACUCCUCUCGGUAUCACCAUCGACUUCCAGAGUGUCCAGGACAAGACAUACACCCUGCGAGAUCGCGAUUCCACGAAGCAGGUUCGUGCUGAUGAGGAGACGAUCUUGACGGCUAUCAAGUCCUUGGUGGAAGGCGAGAAGGUUUGGGCCGAUAUCGAGAAGGAGUUGCCUACAUUUGAGGGCCAAGAAGUUGAAGUGCCAGUUCGCUAAGAGAUUUCUUUGGAAGAACAAAUUCUUGUAGGAUGCUUAGACCUUGUUAUGAAGAUGAUAUAGAAUUGCUAGGAGGAUCAAAAGUAGCUCUUGUGUAACUUUCUUGUGUAACUCGAGGCGCCUUUCACAUGAGUCUUGAUGAAUCAUCACGUGCAUGUCUGCUACUGUAAAGGCCGCAUUUCUAGGCCUCAUUGAUAGUUUCCAGAACAAUGUACGACAGCUGCACCACAGGCAUGACGCAGAGAAGCCGGCUGCACGACGCUGGAAGGGAACUACAGUACCAUCGAAGCAGGCCCAGAA